UAUUCCUCUUUUAUUUUUCUUUUUGUUAUAGUCCUUAAGACUUUGUAUCGAAAUCAAAUCCCUCAUAAUCAGCCACACUUUCCGUGUUACCAUCACUCAUUCAACCUUUCCUUUUUUACUUUUCCCUUUUCUUGUUUCAGAGUUUUCUUGAGGAACAAGAAGAGAAGUUUUCUUAUUUUCUUUGUUUUGUUUCUUCUCCGAUAAUGGCUGCUUCAAGAUGGAUCAGGCCUGAGGUAUUUCCUCUUUUUGCUGCUGUUGGUGUAGCUGUUGGCAUUUGUGGGAUGCAACUUGUUAGGAAUAUAUGCAUCAAUCCCGACGUCAGGGUGACUAAAGAGAAGAGAGCUGCAGGAGUUCUUGAUAACUUUGCAGAGGGUGAGAAAUAUGCAGAACAUGGCUUGAGGAAGUUUGUUCGCAAGAAGCAGCCUCAGAUAAUGCCAUCCAUCAAUGGCUUCUUCUCCGAUCCUGAUCUUCCAAGUUCCAAAUAGAAAGUUCAUUUUAUAAGUUUAACAUUGAAAUCAGGCUUUCAUAUUUCAAGCUUUUGAUCCAGAGGAAAUAGGAUUAAACAGUAUUUUUCAUUUUUUCCCCAUUCAAAGAGCAUUAAGCAAUUGCAUGUUGCAUGUUGUUGGAGUUUUUUUUUUUUUUUUGUUUGAUAUAUACAUUCUUGAAUAAUAAAAUUUCAUUUUAUUUUAUCUCUA
Jatropha curcas is the source of this 695-nucleotide messenger RNA. NCBI's taxonomy places the organism in Eukaryota, Viridiplantae, Streptophyta, Magnoliopsida, Malpighiales, Euphorbiaceae. The record is from RefSeq and is a predicted model, not a curated record.